Vigna unguiculata (cowpea) is the source of this 6724-nucleotide messenger RNA. Its product is annotated as histidine-containing phosphotransfer protein 2-like. Gene Ontology annotation, cellular component: nucleus; cytoplasm. Gene Ontology annotation, molecular function: protein histidine kinase binding; histidine phosphotransfer kinase activity. The record is from RefSeq and is a predicted model, not a curated record. Gene Ontology annotation, biological process: cytokinin-activated signaling pathway; phosphorelay signal transduction system; phosphorylation. Lineage: Eukaryota; Viridiplantae; Streptophyta; Magnoliopsida; Fabales; Fabaceae.
CUCUUCCUUCAUCUCCCACCUAUUUCUCCUGUAAGGAGAUGGCGUUAAACAAACAAACUCAGGGAGUUAAAGAGUGAAGUGAUGCAUGAUGACCCCAACACCUUUGCAUGUAAUGUUGAAUGGACAAAUGUGAAGUAUUGGGGAAGCCAAUCAAGAGCGCAGAAUCCCCAUAUCCCGACAAACCAAAACACCAUGCAACUCCUCAAAACCCCUCUCUCAUUCAUUUCUUCAUUCACUCCUCUAUCCGCUCUCAAUCAUGUCCGUUCCCGCUCUCACAUUCCAAAUUCACAACUUCAUCCGCUCCAUGUGCGACGAUGGACUCGUCAACGAGCAAUUCCUUUACCUUGAAACUGCGAGGCUACAUCCUCUUCGCCGCGACGCUCUCCUGCGAACCGUCACGGCCUACUCUCUCUCCUCCAAAGGCUUAUUUUCUGCUAUCACUAGCCAGCUUGAACAGCAGCAGGUUGAUUUUGAAAGAGUUAGUGAUCUUGCCCGGGAUUUAUAUGCCAGAUCGAGCGGUAUUGGUGCAGAGAGUGUAAAAUGUGCAUGUGCUGAACUUAUUCAAGCAUCUGAGAGGAAAGACAAGGACUAUUGCUCCCUGGCUUUAUAUUGGACCAAGAACAGAUUUUCUUGUUUGAGGGACAAAUUUGAAACCCUUGUGAAGAUGGAGAGGUCUAUUCUCAAUCUUGAGAAUGGUCAGUGAGAAGAAUGGAUCAAUUUUGAUAUCUACAGCUGAAGCAUAUCUGGUUGAAAUUUCUGAUGACAUGCCUUGUGAUAUUCUGAAAGUUGAUUCUUUAAGCUGGUUUCCCUAAGUCGUGAAAUGGAGGAAGAGAGUGCAAGGUAGCUUAACCUAAGAAUCACUCGUAUCCAUCCAUGUGUCAAAAUUUCUCUCCUGCACAGAAGUACACAUGCAUCUGCGUGCACACCCAAACACCCUUGCUUGGAGAUUUUCAGGUAUGUAUUACAAACCACCUUUCAUUAGAAGAACAAAGUGCUUCUUCACACAAAAGAAAAGCAAGAGGAAAGCACAGGACAUGGUAAAUGUAUUAUUGUUUUUAUUGUUGUUUUAGCGUAUAUGAGAAUGCUGAUAUUGUGAAAAAUGACGAUAGUUGUUACCUUUCUGAGAUUAUCCUUAUAGACAUAUUUUCAACUGUUUAACAUGAUACGGUUGGACACCAAUGCAGGCCUGCCGUUUUUAUCACUAUUUAAUUAAGGGUGUUUAUACUCUAGAAAAACCAAUUCUAAAUUCUAAUAAUAAAACAUGUACGCACUGAAGCUCCUUGUUCGUUCGUAUUCUUAUUGGAGGGACACAUUUUCUGAACCUUUGAAUAUGUCUGGAAGGAGGGGUUUGUUUUUAGAGGAUGAGCACGCAGCGCUAGCCACUUGACCAAAAGCUAUAGCUAUUAGUAAGGGUUCACACUUUGAUACUUAAUCCCUCGGUCAGGAUAGAAAAAGGGGGUUCGGAAACUUAUGAGAAUAUAAAUCUGGCAGAGCCGGUUAGAUAUUCUCUCAUAAGUUUACAAGCAUGGGGAAAAAUAAAGACAGAAAGAUAAAAUUCUGUACAUAAAAUGUUUUUAAGCCUUUAAAUGAUUACCGCAUCUUUUAAUAAAUAUUACUCAAGGCAUCCGUAGAUGCCCAGAAAGAAACUACUCCAUAAAAAAAAAUAAACUUACUUAGAUUCUAGGGGAAGGGGAGAGAGUUCUGAAAUUCCUCGUUUAUUUAUGAUUGGAAGUAUACAAGAGAGGAAAGAUGAGGAGAUACAAGAGGGACGCAAGUGGAGAGAAGGCAGAGGUAGAGAGAGGGAAGGAUUUUGAGAGAGAGAGUGGUUCCGAGUUCUUGCCCAGCAUAAGGGACUUAAAAACUCUUUUAUAGAAAAAGUUUGAAACCUGUAACUUGUUGAACCGGUUUUCAAAUGACCGGUUACCUAGUGUCUGGGUCACCUGGUGACGUGUCUGUAUUUGAACGUUGUGUGUCUUUACCCUUCAGUCUAUUACCCAAUUAUGAGUAAAAUUACUGUGUCACAGGUAGGAACACUUUACUGUCCUCUUUUGGAGACUACCGUAGAGAUCAUGUCUUCGGGAUCUUCCUCAAGUAUUUGGUCUGAGUCUUCAUUAUCAGAAGGGAAAGAAGAUCCAGGAGUUCCUUGUCCGUGGCUUCCUGUUUCUUCAUAAAUUUCUCUGUAUAUUCUUUCUUUUUCAAAUUUUUUAACCAGUAUGGGACUGGCUUCUAUAGGGAAAGGAUGAAAUUUGUUUCCCAUAAACUUCUUCCAAUAUAUUUUGGUGUUUGUAGUUUCUUUUAAAAGGAUAUAUUCUGUAUUAUCCUUUCUAGAGAAAUUCCAAUUUGAUCUUUCAACAUAAGCUUUCCAGAGUUGGUACUGGUAUAGCUUUUCUUUGUUGAGUGACAACCCUUUCAAGGAGCCGUGUUCUAAUUUGAUAUGGGCCUCCGGAUUUGACUCUGUGAAUAGUUUAAUGACAUGUGUUGCCACGCUAUCAGGAGUAGAGGCGCUUUUUGGAGAACAAGUGAUUUGUAGGCAGAUAUUGGUCAUAUAUUCUGCUUGUAUUUCAUUUACUAUUGAGUUUAUUUCCUGGGUUAGAGAGUUGAAUUUUUCAGUUGGUGGGAUUAGAAGCGUUUGGAGGCAUCCUGCUUCUAAUAAUAGUGAUGGACAUAUGACUAUGUCUCUAUAUAAUUGAUUUUUGAAGGUUUUUAAAUCAAUUAGAGCCUUUCUAAAAAUGAAUUUUAUUUGGCAUGUACAUUUUGUGGUAACUGUUUUGCAAUAGUCAGAAGACUCUUGGCAUGGUGUUUUUGUGUCGAAAUAAGUCUGAGGUUUUACAAAUAAUCCAUUGUAAUUUUGUGUUUCUGAAUGAACUUCAAACAAGAAUUCUUGUAUGACUUCAAAUUUUGCAAGGAAAAUAUUUGGGUUUAUUUGUGGUGAGAAGCUACAAGAGGCGGCAUACGUAUGUGUUUGGGUUCUUGGUUCGAAUGUUAACCCUGUUUUUAUUUUCUCUUCAUCUAUAGUUUCUAGCUUUAAAGCCAUUUGGGCUUCUUCUAAAGAAUUAAAGCCUUUGUAAGUAGACCAAAAUUGGUCUUGUUUUGCCUCAGAGAGGUCUUUAAAGGAAGUAUAAACUCCUUUAUUUGGCCCUGUAAUUAGGGCAUAAUGUGUAAAUCCUUUCCCAGAGGGAGAGGCUGGUGAAGUUAACAAAACUCCUUUGUUAUCUGCAUUGCAGAAAUUGUAUAGUGCACUAAUGAUGCUUUGUUUCACCUUAGUGACUUGGUGUUCAUUUUGAACUGUGUAUUUUGGAAUAUUCCAUAUGUUGUCAAUUAAAACAUUUAAUUUGACAUUUGUAUUUUCUCUACCAGGAAAAUGGUAGGUAUUUGUGAGUAUUGGCAAUUCUUGUUUGCCAUACUUUGUGUAUUGUUCCACCACAAAGGGAGACUUUACUGGUUUAGGACCAGAAGGUCCUUUCUUUGUGUUUUGUAUAAAUUAUAUUUUGAAAUAUUUGUACCUGCAAUAUAGAAGCACAUGGGUUAAGCAAUAAAAUGUUUAAGACUUUGUAAGUGUUGUUCUAAAACCAAGAUGUUGCCCUUGUAAGAGGCAAGUGUAAAAGCAUAUUGGAAAGGAUUGUGUGGGAAUAGUUCAUUUCUUCUUCGCCUUAAUUUGGCUAACUUUCUUUUAAACCUUUUUAUUUGUUUAGAUAAUUCGAUGGCAGAAUUAACAUUAAAGACAAGACUAAUCCCUCUUGGCCGUAAUAUUCUGACCCUGACCUGGAAUCCAGGAGGGAUUUCCGGAUCUUCAAUGUGUAACAUAUUCAUAUAUGUGACUGUAUAAAAAACUCUUUUGAGUCUUACUUUUGUAUAAUGUACUUGGAAAGGAUAUCAGCAAACAUAUUGUCAGAUCCUUUAAUAUGUUCAAAGUUUAUAAUUUUUCCGGAAUUUAUGUAGUCUCUAAAAAGUAACCAUCGUCUGUGAGGUUUUUUGUCAUUAUUUAUUUGGUUUUUCCCAUAGGAAACGAUUGCUUCACAAUCAGUUCUAAUGGUUAUUUAUGGUUUAUUUAUCAAAAAUAAUUUAAAUGCUUCUAAGGCGUGUAUAAUUGCAUUGACCUCAUAAUCAGUGCUGGUCUGAUAAACUUGUGGCUUCACAGUAUAUUUUCCAGAAGCAUAUCGGCAUAUUUGUUCAUUAUCUUUUGACAAGUAUUUAUUUUUCUUCCUUUUUAGGAUGGCUCCCCAUCCUGAUUCGCAUCCAUCACAUUCAAGUACUAAAUAAUCUGAAUCUAAUGGUAAUUGUAGAGUAGGUAAUUUAUUUACCUUUUGUUUUAUGUUUUGAACCAAUUUUAUAUCUUCAGAAUUGAACUUUCUUUCUCCUUUUAGAGAAGUUUUAUUGUACAAAGGAGCAGUAUAUUUUCCCAAAUCUGGAAUAAAACUCCUGGCAUAAUUUAAAAGUCCUAAAAAAAGAUCUUAGGGUUUUUAUGUCUUCCAUUUUAUCAGGAAAGUCUUGAAUUUUCUUAGAAAUGUGAGGUUGGAGUUUUAUGGUUCCAUUACCUAUUUCUGUUCCAAGGAAUUCUAUGAAAUUUUUACAAAUUUCCAUUUUUCCUUUUGAUAUAAUUAAGCCAUAUUUUUCAAGUUUGUAUAAUACUUGUUUUAGGUGGAGAUAAUGAUCUUUUUUUGUUUUGGAAAAAACUAGUAUAUCAUCUAUAUAGACACAUGUAAAGGUUUUUAAAUCAUUGAAAAUGUUAUCCAUUUUUCUUUGAAAAAUUGCAGGAGCAUUUUUAAGACCAAAAGGCAUCACAUGCCAUUCGUACAAUCCUUCAGAACAGGAAAAGGCUGUCCAUUUUAUAGAUUUUGGUUCCAUUUUUACUUGAUGGAAUCCACUUUUGAGAUCAAAUUUUGAAAACCAUUUUGCAUUUUGAAUACGAUUUAUAAGAAUUUCUUUAGACGGAAUUGUAUAUCCAUCUUCAACUGUAUUAUCGUUUAAACGUUUAUAAUUAUAAACCAUUCUAGAUUUACCUCUUUUUUGUUCGGAAGAUUUAUUUACUAUGAAAGCAGGACUCCUGUGAGGACUUUCACUUGGAGCUAUUACUUUUAAUUUCAGAAGAUGGUCAAUAUGCAUUCGACAUUCUUCCUGUUCCCAAUUAUUGAACUGAAUAUCUUUAGUCUUUAUAAUUAAAUCGGGGUUGAUUAUGUUUAAUUUACAAGUAACAGCAUCACGAUCCCAAAAUUUGGUGGGAUCUUCUCCUAUUAUGCUGGUUUUAUUUAACCUAUCCAAAAUCUGUUGGAUAUUAUUAAAAGUGAUUGUUUUAGAUAUUUUUAUGGAUGAAAAAGAGUCCAUAGUGUCAUCUGAACAGUAAUCUAUGGAUUCUAAAUCUUCUUUCAUACAAUCACACUUUUCUGAGGAUCUGGUGUUUGUACAUGAACAUUCAUCAGAGGAUGGUUUUGUAUAGCUGUCUCCACUAAUUAUGGGUGACAUUUGUGUUUUAUCACUAAUAAUGACAUAAUCCUUAUUUAUAGUGAUAGUUCUAUUAUGGCCUAAUAUAAAAUCUAAACCAAUAAUCAUGCUUUGUUUUGAAGGAACUAAAUUUUCUACACGCAUGGUUUUAAGAUGUAUUUUUUGGCCAAAUAGGUCACAAUUUGUACUGAAUUGAAGAGAAAUAUUGUUUAUUUUUUCAUCAUUUAUCAUUAUUAUUUCAGACAUAGUUCUUGUUUUUUGUAUAUGUUUACUCUUAGUAAUCAUAUAUGAAGGUACUUUUGUUCUGCAAACGACUGUCUCAGAACAUCCUGUGUCUAAGAGGGUCUGUAUGAUUUCUUCCUUAGCAGGGUUUUUGUUUUGUUUUGGAAAAUUUAAUUUUACUAAUACUUUAACAGAUAUUAGUUGUUUUUCGUUGCAAACCAAUGGGAUACAUUCUGUGGUUCCAAUCAUGUUAUUUUGUAUGUUUUUUGAGAUGGUGCUUGUUUCAGAAUCUUGGAUUAUUUGUUCUAGACGAAGGAUUUUUUCUUCAAGGUUAUUUACUUUGGUUUCUAAAAUUGAAGUUCUAGUAUCAAUUAUGUUUUUAUCUUUUAUGUUUUCUUUUUGUUCUAAAAAGAUUGGUAUUUCUUGUAUUUUUAGAUGUGUUGUAAUACAUUUUAUACAAAAAUUUUUGUAGCAUAAAGGACAAUGAGCCCUUUGUGAUUUAUGAAAAUACCUAUCACAAUACUGGCAGGGAAUGGAUGUUGGUCCUGAAAAGUAUUGUAAUGUAUGAUGACAUAUAUUUGUUUCAGUUAUAUUCAUUAGAUAAUAUCCCGAAUCAUCUAAUAUUUCGCCUAAUUCAUUAUAUUUGUCAUUUAAUUCGAAAUCAUAUUCUUUAGGGUAAAUUUGGAUAAAUUCAUUAUUUGUGAAAUCAUUUAUUAAGUCAUAAUUUUUGGGUUGUUUUUCUAAAUUAAUUUCAUCAUUGAAUUCUGUUAUACUAACUACUGAUAAUAUUUCAGAAUCAGUAGAUACGUCUUCAUCGAUCGGAAGAAGAUUCAUAUGGCAAGAUUUGAUGAGUUCUGUUUCUUUUGUAUAAAGAUUUGCUAUGUUUGGACAAUCUCUUGAGAAAUGUCCAGUUUGGCUACAAGCAUAACAUUUUAAUGUUUGUUUGUAAUUUUUAUUUUCUCUAAAUUUUCUAACGUGUCUGUUAGGAUUUAGAGUUGGUUUCCUAGAAUUUGAGGAUCUUAUAGUAUAAGUUUUUCUAGAAUUAGUUGGUCUUUGUACAGUC